AGCUAUAUCUGUAUAUUGUUUUUAGUCUUCAUAUCUUCUUCCACUGCAUUCCGCGAUCCAAACACUUAUCUGUCAUCAUAUGGUCCGACAUAUGACUCGCACCGUAUCGACACCCGCUCUUCCCGGCGAUACUGCGGCAGUGAAAUCACCCGAACCCUCAACUUCUUGUGCGAGAGCUAUAAUAAGAGGAACUCAUACUCCGUAGGAAUCGACAGAAAUGAUGAUCUGGAGAAUGAGAACAAUUCAUCAGAUGAUGGAAACAAAUACUCGUUGGCUUUGGUCCAUUUGCUGAGAAAUAACAACGAUUUGCGAUAUUAUAGGAGACAAAUCAGAGGUGUUGUCGAUGACUGUUGUAAGAGAUCGUGUACUACCACUCAAUUGUCACAAUACUGUGAUGUGGUCAGGAUUGCCACCACAACCCCCGGUUCAAGUGAUUAAGUCUUUACUGAUUUCUAAGCUGUGAUGAGCGCUAUGGUUAGAGACGAGACAUUAUUUCCUUAACUGUUUAAAUAAAUGAUACGAUUAAAGUUACAUUUAUUAAAAAU
Molecule: messenger RNA, 545 nt
Organism: Oppiella nova
Lineage: Eukaryota; Metazoa; Arthropoda; Arachnida; Sarcoptiformes; Oppiidae
Source: the annotation of a GenBank genome assembly